GAGAGCCGCGAGGAGCGGAAAGCGGCCAGGCCCGGCCCGGAAAUGAGCGCCGGGGCGGCGGCCGGGGGCCGAGGCCAGCGUCGGGCCUGCUCUUCCGGGAUGCGGCGGCGGCGGCGGCGGCGACCCGGGCAUGAGCGACGUGGUGGAGCGGACGCUGAGCGCCUUGCCCGGCUGGCUCGGGCAGCAGCACCAGCAGCAGCAGCGCGAGGGGUCGGGCGGAGGAGCCGGAGGAGGCCCCGCGCGGCCCGGCCGGACCGCCUCCGCCUCCCGCCUGGGAGGCCUCAUCCGCAGCAUCACCGCGCUCGCCUCCAAGCAUGAAGAAGAAAAACUUAUCCACCAGGAAUUAAAUAAUUUAAAAGCCACUGUUUCAGCUCCAACUACAAAUCUGAAAUUGAUGAAAGAAUGUAUGGUGAGGAUGAUCUAUUGUGAGAUGCUGGGCUACGAGGCGUCUUUUGGAUACAUCCAUGCCAUUAAGCUGGCACAGCAAGGGAAUCUUUUUGAGAAAAGAGUUGGUUAUUUGGCAAUUUCUUUAUUUCUGCAUGAAAAUCAUGAGUUGCUGGUUCUACUGGUGAACACAGUGGUGAAGGAUUUGCAGAGUACGAAUCUCAUGGAGGUAUGCAUGGCCCUCACAGCAGCCAGCCAGCUUUUUCCCCAAGAAAUGAUUCCUGCUGUCCUUCCACUCAUAGAAGACAAACUCCAGCAUUCAAAGGAAAUUAUUCGGAGAAAAGCCGUCCAGGCACUCUACAAGUUCUACUUAAUUGCUCCUAACCAAGUCCAGCACAUUCACGACAAAUUCCGAAAGGCGCUUUGUGAUAGAGAUGUGGGUGUGAUGGCAGCUUCUUUGCACAUCUAUCUGCAGAUGGUGAAGGAAGAUUCCUCAGAAUACAAGGAUUUGACAAGCAGCUUUGUAACAAUCCUGAAGCAGGUUGUCGGGGGAAAACUCCCCGUGGAUUAUAACUAUCACAACACACCAGCCCCUUGGUUGCAAAUCCAGCUUUUAAGAAUAUUAAGGCUACUUGGAAAAGAUGACCCAAGGACCAGUGAAUUAAUGUAUGACGUUUUAGAUGAAUCUUUAAGGAGAGCAGAAAUCAAUCACAACAUCACUUAUGCGAUCCUGUUCGAAUGUGUCCACACCAUUUACGCCAUUCACUCCAAACCUGAUCUGCUUGAGAAGGCCGCCAAAUGUAUUGGGAAAUUUGUCUUGUCCCCUAAAAUUAAUUUGAAAUAUUUGGGAUUAAAGGCUUUAACCUAUGUAAUCCAGCAGGAUUCGAACCUUGCUCUGCAACACCAAAUGACAAUAAUUGAGUGCCUGGAACAUCCUGAUCCCAUUAUUAAAAGAGAGACCUUGGAACUUCUGUAUCGAAUAACCAAUGAACAAAAUGUCACCGUCAUUGUACAGAAGAUGCUGGACUACAUAAAUCAAAGCAAAGAGGAAUAUGCCAUCAUCAACAUUUCUGGGAAAAUAGCAGAAUUAGCUGAAAAAUAUGCUCCAAACAACGAAUGGUUCAUCCGGACUAUGAAUGCCGUGUUUUCGGUAGGGGGAGAUAAAAUGCAUCCUGACAUUCUGAACAGUUUCUUGCGGCUUCUUGCAGAAGGCUUUGAAGAUGAGAAGGAAGACAUUCAGCUGCGGUUUCACGCUGUCCAAUCUUACCUGUCCUUAUUAGAGGACAAAAACGCAGUUUAUCCGCAGAAGUUUCUUCAAGUGAUGAGUUGGGUAUUGGGAGAGUACAGUUACCUCCUGCAAAACGUGGACCCUGAAGUUGUUCUAGCGACCUUGUACCGGAUCCUUAAAAGCAACGCCGCUUGUGAAACCAAGACUUGGAUCACGGCUGCAAUUUCUAAAAUAGCUUCUCGUACGAAUGGCUCAAAGACGGUUGAGAAUUUCCUCUUGGAAUUCAAUGCAUCUUUGGAUACCAGCCUGAGGCAGCAUGCGUUUGAAUUAAAAUACCUUUAUGAAAACAAGGAACUGAUGAAGAGAUUGUUUCCACUUGAUGCGAGCUGUAAGAACAUUGUGGUGGAUGCUUCCUUGUCUUUCUUAGACGGCUUUGUGGCCGAAGGAUUGGACCGGGGUGCCUUGCCAUACAAACCUCAUCAUCAAAGACAGGAAGAGAAACUGUCCCAGGAAAAAGGUGAUUGCUUUCUAAGAAAUGAAGAUUGUAUGGGCAAAGGAGAUCCCGCAGCUCAGAAGUUUACACGGAAAUCGAAAAUGACCGAAGCCCUCCCUAACGAGAGUUCAUCGCCUGAGGAAAGCAGCCCUUCCACUUCCCUAUUUCAGGAAGGGUUAACCGGAAAGAAGGACCUUUUUGUAAACAACGGACAUCUGAAGUUCAGGAAAGCCUCCCUACAUUCUUCUGAAAUGCCUGAAUCCAAGACGACGCUCGAUCGCUCCCAUUCGUUGCCGGAAGGCGGGCUGAAUGAAAAGUCCCUGGAUCACCAGUUUUCACCAUCUUCUUUAUUCACCCAUGAUCACAUGGACAUUUUCCACCCUUCCCCAAGUUCUCCCGCUCUAGUUCAGAAGCAACUUCUGCCGACGCCUCGUCUUCCAGAAGAAGCAGCUCAACAUCCUCAUUCAGACAUCUCAGAACUCUGCGGCAACGAAUCCCUGCUUGUAUACUUUUCUAAGGUCUGGAAAGAGGACAGUCUUCUCAUUUUUUUAUUUCUCGCCAAUAAAGGCCCUUCCAUCCUGAAAGACAUAACUCUGGAAUUCCAGCACUCUGAACAUUUUAAGGUGGUAGAAAGUCUUGGCUGCCAACUUGCUGGGAUAGAAAGUAAAAAUAUAGAAAGCUUCCAGAUGUAUGUAGAGAUGGAGAAGCCCUGCUCUUCAGGAAAAAUCUUUGGUUGCAUCAGUUAUCCGCUAGAAUUGGACGCCCACCUCAGAUUUUCUCUCUCUUUAGAACCGUUAGACUUCAUUAGACCAAUGAAGAUGAGCACGGAUGAAUAUGGAAAACUGUGGCUCUCCAUUUCAAAUGAAGUCAAACAAAAUCUGAAGGUGGCACCAUCUCAAGGAACUCUGCCCUUGAUCCUAGAUGUGUUUCAGCAAAAACUGAAGCUACAUAUUGUUGAUAUCAUAGGAAAUGAGGGAAUAGCCGCUUGUCGACUGCUUCCAUCAAUCCCGUGUCUUCUUCACUGCCGGCUCCAUGCUGGGACAUUGGCCUUAUGGUUCAGAUCGCCGUGUUCUGCUCUACCAGAUUGUUUACUUUAUCAAUGUCAGAAGGUGAUGGAAGAAUCCUGAAAAACCACACGGACUCCCUUUUUUGGACUGGUAUGAAAGAGGAGUGAUUGUGCGUAGGGGUUUUUACCAAUCACAAACUUGUGUUCUACACGGAGCGAAGGUGUAUCUCGGCAUCACUGUGGCUUUCCUUCCAGUGGGAGGGGAAAACCGAUCAGGAUGUUCACCUGACGUUGACAAGGCUGUAAGGUACGGGUAGCUGAAUCGAGACAUGUUAUGCAAGGCGCAUAUUUUCUAUUAAUGUAUUGGUAUAACUCACGGGAUUAUUCAUAGGAUCAGUUACUUGAAUAACUCAGUCUUUACACUCCCUAGUGCAGGGAACUGCUUAUUUUGUUGAAGCUCUUGAAGUGGUGUGAUGACCCAGGGCGUUGCACAAAGGCAACACAGACAGACAAUCAAUAAGAGUCCCUUUAUUAUCUCCAACUU
This is a messenger RNA of Pseudonaja textilis, 3655 nucleotides long. Lineage: Eukaryota; Metazoa; Chordata; Lepidosauria; Squamata; Elapidae. The record is from RefSeq and is a predicted model, not a curated record.